AUGGAUGAUGCGACCUUGACAUUCGAGGCCUCGGAGGAUGUGCGUGCUGUAGCAUCGUUCAGCAAGAUGGGGCUCAGGGACGACGUGCUCCGAGGUGUGUAUGCAUAUGGCUUCGAGAGGCCAUCGCCUGUGCAGCAGAGAGCGAUUCGUCCAGUGUUACAAGGCCGCGAUGUGAUCGUGCAAUCACAAAGUGGCACAGGGAAGACAUCGGUGUUUUGCCUUGGCGCCUUGCAGACCCUGGAUAUCUCGAGCACGGAGCCGCAGGCUGCGCUUCUGUCACCCACGCGUGAGCUAGCAGAGCAGAGUGCCAAGGUGUGUGCGGCAUUGGGUGAUUAUAUGGGCGUGAAGAUUCACCGAUGCAUGGGUGGCAAGAGCAUCAAGGACAGCAUCAAAGCACUCAAAUCUGGGGUUCACAUCAUCUCUGGGACUCCCGGACGCGUCUUGAGCAUGAUCCAGCAGCGGCAUUUGGAAGUGAAACGCAUGAAGAUGCUGGUGCUAGAUGAAGCCGAUGAGAUGUUCAGCAAGGGCUUCAAGGAGCAGGUGUAUAGCAUUAGGCGGAGCCUGCCGGAGCGACUUCAGACUGUGCUCGUCUCGGCCACGCUGCCUGAGGAGGUGCUCGAGAUGACACAAGACUUCAUGAAGAAGCCCUUCCGCCUGCUGGUGAAGCGUGAGGAUCUCUCACUGCAGGGCAUUCGGCAGUUUUAUGUAUCUGUGGAGAAGGAAGAGUGGAAAUUCGACACGCUUUGUGAUAUUUUCGAUUCCGUGGCAAUCACCCAAGCUGUGAUAUUCUGCAAUAACAAAAAGAAAGUCGAUUGGCUUGCGCAGAAGAUGCGUGGAGCAAACUUCCCCAUCGCCUCGAUUCACGGAGACAUGCCUCAGAAGGAACGUGACAUGGUGAUGGAGGCCUUCCGAGAUGGCCGGACGAGGCAGCUCAUCGCUACGGAUCUGCUGGGUCGUGGUCUGGACGUGCAGCAGGUCACACUGGUCAUCAACUAUGACGUUCCAGCAAGUCGCGAGUUCUACCUGCAUCGUAUCGGUCGCUCCGGUCGCUUUGGGCGCCGCGGUGUCGCUGUGAAUCUCGUGAGGACCGAAGACGAGGUGCUCAUCAAGGAUCUGGAGAAGUUUUAUGCCGUCUCGAUACAGGAGCUGCCCGCGAACUUUGCAAACGUCCUGAAGGGAUGA
Symbiodinium sp. CCMP2456 is the source of this 1182-nucleotide messenger RNA. Lineage: Eukaryota; Dinophyceae; Suessiales; Symbiodiniaceae. The record is from the annotation of a GenBank genome assembly.